Messenger RNA from Arabidopsis lyrata subsp. lyrata, 2488 nucleotides. RefSeq names its product cytosolic endo-beta-N-acetylglucosaminidase 2. Gene Ontology annotation, biological process: protein deglycosylation. Gene Ontology annotation, molecular function: mannosyl-glycoprotein endo-beta-N-acetylglucosaminidase activity. NCBI's taxonomy places the organism in Eukaryota, Viridiplantae, Streptophyta, Magnoliopsida, Brassicales, Brassicaceae. The record is from RefSeq and is a predicted model, not a curated record. Gene Ontology annotation, cellular component: cytoplasm.
UGUAGUUUAGUUUACUUAAGAAAAGAAAAAAAUGAAAUUGUCAUGUCGUUAGAUUCACAUAAAAAGAAUGAUAAAUUCAUAUGCUCUGUUUUUUUAUUUGCGUACGAAUAACGAAAAGAAAAAAAAAACAAUUAAAAAAAAAAAGGAAGCCAUCGUCAUCGUCUAUUCGUCUUCGUCUGUUGACCUCUGAAAAAUGCGAGAGCUUCUUCGCGCCUAUUUCUCUCGAAGAACUCUCGUAUCUCUUUACAAUCUCUUCUUCACACUCUCCCAUAAGCUCCUCACUUCAUUCCCUCUCUCUCUCCUCAUGCCCAAAUCCAAUGACGCCGAUGUCGCAGAAUCUGAAGCCGUUCCGUUGCUCGAUCUUGCCAAGCCGUCGUUACCUAUAUCUUUCCCGAUCAAAUCUCUUCAAGAUCUGAAAUCUCGUUCUUACUUCGUUUCCUUUCACUUCCAGUUUAAUCGCUCCACCGUACCUCUCCGGCGAGACUCCGAUGACUUACCGAAUCGCCCAAGGGUUUUAGUCUGCCAUGACAUGAAAGGAGGGUAUGUAGAUGACAAGUGGGUACAAGGAUGUGAAAACGACGCCGGAUUUGCGAUUUGGCAUUGGUAUUUGAUGGACAUUUUUGUUUACUUCUCUCAUUCUUUGGUCACUCUUCCUCCUCCUUGCUGGACUAAUACUGCUCAUAGGCAUGGCGUUAAAGUAAGUAAGCUCAAUACUUUUUGAUUUUUUAACAUCGAAAGUUUCGAUUUUUGCAAAGAGAUGCUUGCCACAAAAGAGUCUGCUCAGAUGUAUGCAGAGCGUAUGGCAGAACUUGCUACUGCUCUUGGCUUUGAUGGGUGGCUGAUUAAUAUAGAGAAUGAUAUAGAUGAGGAGCAGAUUCCAAAUUUGAAGGAAUUUGUAAGCCAUCUAAAAAAAGUCUUGCAUUUAUCUACACCUGGGGCUCUGGUUAUAUGGUAUGACAGUGUCACUAUUCACGGUAAUCUUCAAUGGCAAGAUCAAUUGACUGAGCUGAACAAACCUUUCUUUGACUUAUGCGAUGGAAUAUUCAUGAACUAUACAUGGAAGGAGAGCUACCCAAAACUAUCAGCUGAAGUUGCCGGGGACAGAAAGUUCGACGUCUACAUGGGAAUUGAUGUCUUUGGUCGGGGCUCUUUUGGUGGUGGGCAAUGGACUGUAAAUGCUGCUCUUGAUUUGCUGAAGAGAAACAAUGUGUCAGCGGCCAUAUUUGCUCCUGGAUGGGUUUAUGAGACUGCACAACCCCCCAAUUUUCAUACAGCUCAGAAUAAAUGGUGGUCACUUGUCGAGAAGUCAUGGGGAAUAGUCCAAACUUAUCCACAAGUCUUGCCUUUUUACUCAGAUUUCAAUCAGGGAUUUGGUUACCAUGUUUCACUUGAAGGUCGCCAACUGUCAGAUGCUCCAUGGUACAACAUUUCUUGCCAAAGUCUUCAGCCUCUCUUAGAAUUCAAUGAAGAAGACAACAAAGAUAUCAUCCACGUCACUGUUGAUGCUCGAGAGGGAUCUUUUAACAGAGGAGGGAACAUUGCUUUUAGAGGAAAACUCAAGGGAGAUGCGUAUUUCACAACAAGGCUCUUCAAACCCCAUCUUCAGCUUUCAUCUUCCCCCAUCACAAUCUCCUACUCUGUGAAAUCAGAUGAAACCUCUAAACUUGGAAUCCUGCUUUCUUUCUCAUCUCCAUCACAGAAGACGAAAUCCAUUCUCGUUGCGCCCCAAGAAUCCAUCCGUAGAUUCAACGACAUGUUCUUACAGUGUCUCGCCACAUCAGCGCAGACUGUAUCUGAGUGGACGGUGCACGAGACAAGCCUUGUCAUGGAUGGUCACACACUGACUGAAAUCUCUGCCUUUUGCUACAGACCAGAGAAUUUGACAAAGAGUGUAGAAUAUGUUGCAUUGCUCGGACACAUCUCAAUCAAAGAUCAUGUUCAGUACCAGCAGAAAUCCGAGACUUUACUUCCAGCUUCAUCGUGGGUCAUCAAGGCUGAUAACGUAGAGCUUGUACCAGGAAAUUCCGGUUCCAAGAUCCUCAGGGCUAAGCUCGAAUGGAGACAAAAACACCUAGAAGAUUCUGUGCUCCCAAGGUACAAUGUAUAUGCAGAGAAUGUGAACUCCACUGAUCUAAGACCGAGGAAAGUUCUAGAGAAACCGAGAAGUGAGACAGUGUUCCUUGGAGUUGUUCACGUACCAGCCUAUUAUGUAGCGGAACUGGUGGUAGAAUCAGACGUGAAAGCAGUCCGUUUCGUGGUUCAAGCAUGUGCCGAAGAUGGUUCAUUAGGGAAGCUGGAUGAAGCUCUUAACCUUCUUGUGGAACUAGAAGGUAUCUCAUCUAAAUAUAUAUCGUAGGUUGUUUGACACCAAAAUCACGAUUGAAAACGACAUUGUAUAUACUGAAAAAAUUAUUGCAAAAAUUAAUUGCAAUCUAUAAGUGUACCAAAAAAUAUUGAUCUAAAUGUAUCCAAAAUUAUUUUGCAUUUA